Messenger RNA from Populus trichocarpa (black cottonwood), 1201 nucleotides. Its product is annotated as 40S ribosomal protein SA. Gene Ontology annotation, molecular function: structural constituent of ribosome. The transcript has 5 exons. NCBI's taxonomy places the organism in Eukaryota, Viridiplantae, Streptophyta, Magnoliopsida, Malpighiales, Salicaceae. The record is from RefSeq and is a predicted model, not a curated record. The coding region runs from base 103 to 1041 and encodes 312 amino acids. Gene Ontology annotation, biological process: cytoplasmic translation; ribosomal small subunit assembly. Gene Ontology annotation, cellular component: 90S preribosome; cytosolic small ribosomal subunit; ribosome.
ACUCUCUCGCAGAUAGCGCCAACGCCUUCAUUCUUGCUUCCUAGCUGCACAAAACCCUAGCUUUUACGGGUUAAUCUCUCUAACUCUCUAGAGGGUGAAAUCAUGGCGACGAACACAACAGCAGGAGCAACCCCAGCUCCACCUCGGGAGCUGUCGCAGAAAGAAGCUGACAUUCAAAUGAUGUUGGCUGCUGAAGUCCACCUCGGCACCAAGAACUGUAAUUUCCAAAUGGAACGUUACGUUUUCAAGCGCCGCAACGACGGUAUUUACAUCAUCAACCUUGGUAAGACAUGGGAGAAACUUCUAUUGGCUGCCAGGGUUAUUGUUGCCAUUGAAAACCCGCAAGACAUUAUUGUUCAGUCAGCCAGGCCCUAUGGUCAAAGAGCUGUUUUGAAGUUUGCUCAAUACACCGGUGCUCAUCCUAUUGCUGGAAGGCAUACUCCUGGUACAUUUACAAAUCAGCUCCAGACUUCCUUCAGCGAGCCUCGUCUUCUUAUCCUUACCGACCCAAGGACUGACCACCAGCCAAUCAAGGAAGCUGCCUUGGGAAAUAUCCCAACCAUUGCUUUCUGUGACACUGACUCACCAAUGCGGUUUGUGGAUAUUGGUAUUCCAGCCAAUAACAAGGGGAAGCACAGCAUUGGAUGCCUAUUUUGGCUUUUGGCAAGGAUGGUUCUCCAAAUGCGUGGCACUAUUCGUCCAGGGCACAAGUGGGAUGUGAUGGUUGAUUUAUUUUUCUACAGGGAGCCUGAGGAAGUAAAACCACCGGAAGAGGAAGAUGUGGUUGCUCCUGUUGACUAUGCACUUACUGGACCUGACUAUAUGGGUGGUGCUGCUGACAGCUGGUCUACCCCUGUGGCUGAUAGUGGAUGGACCAAUGAGGCCUUGCCAAUCCCUGCUGCACCUGUCACAACAAGCUGGACACCUGACCAAGCUGCUGGUGGAUUGGAUCCAGACUGGGGUGCUGCUGCUGCUCCUCCUCCUCCUCCUCCCCCACAGCAAACUGCAAGUGCUGUGGUUGACGAAGGUGGUACCUGGUAGUGAAGCCUGCAAGAGUUUUUACUUCGACCAUGUGUUGUUGCAAGUUUAGCAUAAUUGUCAGUGAGUUUCGAGACAAAUUUUAUAGAUUUUGGUGAUGUCGGUAUCUCAAAUGAUGCUAAAUUUGUUAUUCUCGAUUGGCCUUAAAGCAACUUGCGAAUUA